UCUGGUGCCAAACAUUCUUGCGAGUGUGUGUGUGUUGGUAUGACGUUGCUUAUCCUUAUGAGUGCUCGUUUUCCAGAUGAAUUCGGUGUGAUGAAUAAAGUCUUUGAGCUGCGCACACGUCACUCAUGCUAGUUUCAGCCAUUUCUGUCACCAAUCACAGGCAUGUGCGUGAAUGCGCCCUGAAGCACCGUGGCCAAACAUCGCUGCGCAGCCAACCAGUAGCUUUGACGUCAAUGAAUGAAUUCCCACAUUCGACGUGGCCAAGAGCGAGCCACGCCCCGACGUGGCCCUGAUUGCUCAUUCGACACCGGUGGGCGGACCAUGGACUUCUCUCUGCGCCUAUUGGCUGAGCAUCACGCAAGAACACGCCAGCAUUCCAGACUCAGACCGCGCGCUGCCGCUGAUCUUCACCUGCAGCGCCCGCUGACCUCCACAGCCGCCCCUGCCAUCCGGAGCACCCAGGCUCGCGCUGGUCGCCCGCUAACCUCACCGACAACUUCGCCACAGCCAUGCCUGGAGGUCGCCCCUGCUAGGAGUGGUCUCCGUUCGCAAACGUUCCCCUUUCUGUGUCUGUGUGAUGGCGGCAGAAGUCCCAACCCCGGUUACGGUUGCCGGGCCCUCCAGGGUGUGGUGUAGGCGGAGCCGGAAGGUGGGAGUGGCCGACAUAUUUGUGGGCGUGUCUGUGCGCGAGCUGCAGCAUCUGUUUCGCUCGUCAGGCGAUGACGAGGCCGAGCAACGAGCACAGGUGGUGUGGGGCAGGGGCGACCCUGCAGAACUCACCCAGGCGCUCAUGGGAUUGCGUGCAAGGGGGCGGAGAAACCGGAGUUCUCGUCACACACUUGGCCCCCGCUGGCUACGAGCCUUUGGACACCUCAGGAUCAGUGAGAAUUCUACGAGUGGAGACAACAACAAAGAUAAGGAGGGUGAAGCUCAGACACACUCUGAUGGAGACACCGCUCCCACUCACACACACACACAAACACACACACACACACACUCUCCAGAGAGCAAAGGAGGGGGGGGGGUCAGGAAGGGGCAAGAGGAGGCCCACUCAGGAGGGGACACCCAGACUGCCCCCUCCCUCACUAGCAGAGUGGGCCUAGCACUGCGCCGAGGGGGCGAAGGAAACCCUGAACGCUACCUCCACCGCAUCAUACACUAACACACACACACACACUUAGCACUGCACCGAGGGGGCGAAGGGAACCCUGAACGCUACCUCCACCACAUCAUACACUAACACACACACACACACACACACACACACACACACACACACUUAGCACUGCACCGAGGGGGCGAAGGGAACCCUGAACGCUACCUCCACCACAUCAUACACUAACACACACACACACACACACAUACACACACACACACACUUAGCACUGCGCCGAGGGGGCGAAGGGAACCCUGAACGCUACCUCCACCACAUCAUACACUAACACACACACACACACACACACACACACACACACACACACACACACACUUAGCACUGCGCCGAGGGGGCGAAGGGAACCCUGAACGCUACCUCCACCGCAUCAUACACUAACACACACACACACACACACACACACACACACACACACACACACACUUAGCACUGCACCGAGGGGGCGAAGGAAACCCUGAACAAUACCUCCACCGCAUCAUACACUAACUAACACACACACACACGUUUCCAUAUGGAAUACGUCUCUUCCACAGGUUGACGUGUGUGUUUCCAUAAGGGCUGUGUGAGCGUGCACUGUUCCCUGGGUGGGUCCAUAUGUUCCAUAGCAUGUUGUGUUCUGCUGAUGGUUCCAUAUGGAACAUGUGUUCUGCUGAUGGUUCCAUAUGGAACAUGUUGUGUUCUGCUGAUGGUUCCAUAUGGAGCAUGUUGUGUUCUGCUGAUGUUUUGGAAUGAAGAGUCAAGAUGCUGCUGUAGAAUGCUGGGUCCUUUCUA
This is a messenger RNA of Alosa sapidissima (American shad), 1945 nucleotides long. Its product is annotated as arginine vasopressin-induced protein 1-like. Bases 578 to 1162 code for a protein of 194 amino acids. The transcript has 4 exons. The record is from RefSeq and is a predicted model, not a curated record. Lineage: Eukaryota; Metazoa; Chordata; Actinopteri; Clupeiformes; Clupeidae.